Molecule: messenger RNA, 1674 nt
Organism: Owenia fusiformis
Lineage: Eukaryota; Metazoa; Annelida; Polychaeta; Sabellida; Oweniidae
Source: the annotation of a GenBank genome assembly
CCUUGAACUUGGCCAACACCGGAAGUUGCAAAUUUUACUGAGAGAUGUAGAGAUACACAAUGUAAUGAAUGUUGUUGAACCUUUAUGAAGUCCUAAUUAACAUGAACAGUAUAUGCCUAGAUGGACAUUAAGACAAGGAAGGGUGUGGUGUCUGCACUGUAGAGAUCAAGACACUCACUUUAAUCAUGCAAACAUUAAACCUGAGUUUUGCUGGAUGUGGCUUCCUGGGGAUCUACCACUUAGAGAAGUGCAGUGUAUAGCUGGUGCUUCCGCUGGCUCACUAGCAGCCUCUGCCAUAGUAGCAGGCCCAGAUAAAUUAGGGGAGUGUGUCAAAUUCUGUUUCUCCCUGGCUGAAGCACAAGAGAAUCAACGAUUUGGAAUGUUGACACCAAAAUUCAGUCUUCUGAAGCCAUUAGAGGAAUUCCUACACACUAUGCUCCCUAAUGACGCCCAUGUUACAUCAUCGGGAAAGCUGUUUGUAUCACUUACGGAAAUGUCUUCCAAUAAAAAUGUUUUGAAAUCUACUUUUGAGACGAAGGAUGAAUUAAUACAGUGUUUGCUGGGUAGUAGCUGUAUUCCACAUGUUACUGGCACCACUCCUAUAGAGAUCAAUGGAAAGAAAUAUAAAGAUGGUGGGAUCACAGACAACCUGCCAAUAUUCAAAAAUGGCCGAACAAUUCGUGUGACACCAUUUUGUGGUCGUCAGGAAAUCAGCCCUCAUGACAAAAGGGGGCGUGGUUGGUAUCUGACAUAUUGUAAUGAAGAAUUCCAAGUGAAUGCCAAUAACCUUAUAAGGGGUUACCACGCCUUCUCUCCACCACAAAAGGAUUUGAUGUGGAUGUAUUACUACCAAGGCUAUUUUGAUGCAACAAGAUUUCUUAAAGCUGAAAAUUUAUAUGAUGAUGUCACUGGACAAGACGAUGUACCAAAAUCAGAGAAUAUGCCAGAUUCUCACUCAGGUAUUGAAAAUUGUGUCCACCCACAAGUCAAUAUGUCUCCAAAAUCUAUUAGAUUGACAAAAAGUGAUACGGAUAUUCAUUCACUAGAGGAAAAGGAGGAAAAUCAAGAUGCAAGAAAGCGCUGUGCAUCUUCUAAUGGGUCCAAUACAAAUGCCAGAGAAUCUGACAAAGUUCAAUUUGAGUCUACUUUAUAAGGGAUUUAUUGUCUCUAACUUGUGAUAUACUAGUAUAAUGUUUCAUGGAGAUUGGCUUGGUUGUAAAAGGUUUAUUAUUAAUUCUGUAAAAUUAACUUUGGUAAAUAGGCAUUUAGCAUUUAAUUUCACAUUUUUGAAACUAUCCCAAAAUCAUAAAAAGUACCAAAUAUUUAUUUAAAAAAAACAAAUAAAAUGGCAUUUAAGCUAGGACCUAUAGUGUAAUGGGACUUUGUGCUAGUCAUUUCAGUCCAUUCACAUUUUAGUAGACUAGUUUUGGUCAAAUGAAUAUAAAUAUAAAGGCUGUAUUUUUGUAUGCCCCUAGUGCAAGUUUUGAUCUCACAUGUACAUUCCGGUCAUACAGUGUCGUUAUAACAAGGCAUGGGAAAACAGUCAUACCAACAGACUCAGUCAUGUCAGUGCAGUUUAUGCAGCCAUCACCCAGUUGCUUGUUACAUUAUACAACAAUAGCAUUUACCAUAACACAUUACAUUAAUGUACCAUAUGUGUUUACAAGGCUUGAU